CCAACUUUGCCCUCAGCCAUUGUACGAUCGCCCAGCUGUGCCCAGCUGUCUACUGGAUUGUGGCUUGAAUACGCUGAGCAGAGUUUCAAACAAGCAUUCGGCCCCUCCAGUCAAGCCUUCUGGACCUGUGCGCCGGCCUACAGAGGGCACUAGACAAGCAAUUGAGACGUCUUACCUCGAACAUGCAGCAUGCUUGUGAAACCAGAGCUCCCGUUGUCCCGUAAUGGAGUCGGGAUCGAUGUCUCUGCUAUAACAAUGUAGGUCCCCGCGUGCGAGCUGGAAAUGGAACCAGACUUUCUACUCAAAAUGCCGUUCAUAAACUCAAAAGGCGCGUCAACACUCGGCCACACAUUCAGGAACUUCGAUCAAACGAUCAUCACUGUAAAGGUUGGAGCGAAGGACUACCAGGAACCUUUCAGUUGCCAUAAAGAGCUACUGCGCCGAUGCUCAGCGCACUUCGAUCAAUGCUUGAGCGAGGAGAAAGGGUCGCCUUACAAGAGGUCUGGAUUGUCGCUGGAACUCGAGGAUGUGAGCCCUGAUGUUUUCGAUGCGUUCAUGAUGUGGCUCUACACCGGCUUUAUCCCACACCAUCUCAUCGAAGGUGGGAAAGAAGUUCACCCUCCAACACACGCCAUCAAUAUGAAUGGCGCAAAUAGCACAACAACAGAUCAGCAGGAGAGUGACGACAUUGACACAGCAUCAUGGGCCAUCAGUCUCGACCACGACGACACUGCUAGCCAACCCUCCAACGGCAAAGCACCCAGUGUUUCCGAAGAAAUAAGCGCAGACAAAAUACCUGGCGACUCCAGCGACGUCGAAAAAUACACCCCCUCACCACCAGUCCGCAACCCUGCCGAGAAGCCUGAAAUCCCUAAAGAAACCCUUUGCCCUUGCUGCUCGCGCCCCUACAAGUGGCGCGGCCUCGAAGGCUUCCUAGAACGGCGCUUCAUCUCCCUCUACAUCUUCGCACACCGGUACUGUAUCCCCUCCCUUCGCCGCGCCGUGCUGUUAGCCUGGCAAACAAACGACGAGAUCCUGCAAUCUAUGCCAGACCACAGCAACGUCAUCGCCGCCUACACCGAUCUCCCACCUGACUCACCACUCUGCCGGUACUUCUUGGAUAUGUACAGUGUGUACUGGAACCCGGAUAAGGACAACGAAUUCGCUAUCCCCUUGCGGAGUCAGUUGCCACAAGCUUUUUUGUUUGAGUUGGUGACGAUGUUAGCCAGGGGCGAGAGGCCGAAGACGGAGAAGGAGUGGUGCGAGUUUCAUGAGCACGAGAGCGAGGAGGAAAGGAAGGCUUGUUGUGAGGGGCUGGGGAGGGAUCCGAUUGCGGGGAAGGCGUUGAGGAGGAUUAGGGAUAGUAAGGGGUGGAAGGGGUUGGUGUUGAAGAAGGGGAAGCGAUGA
Messenger RNA from Macroventuria anomochaeta, 1407 nucleotides. RefSeq lists its product as uncharacterized. The record is from RefSeq and is a predicted model, not a curated record. Bases 283 to 1407 code for a protein of 374 amino acids. Gene Ontology annotation, molecular function: protein binding. The transcript is spliced from 2 exons. Lineage: Eukaryota; Fungi; Ascomycota; Dothideomycetes; Pleosporales; Didymellaceae.